Messenger RNA from Sorex araneus (European shrew), 1284 nucleotides. RefSeq names its product olfactory receptor 14K1-like. The record is from RefSeq and is a predicted model, not a curated record. NCBI's taxonomy places the organism in Eukaryota, Metazoa, Chordata, Mammalia, Eulipotyphla, Soricidae. Gene Ontology annotation, molecular function: olfactory receptor activity; G protein-coupled receptor activity. Gene Ontology annotation, biological process: G protein-coupled receptor signaling pathway. Gene Ontology annotation, cellular component: membrane. Bases 1 to 1284 code for a protein of 427 amino acids. The transcript has 4 exons.
AUGAAGAAGGAGGGUGGAGCCUCCAAGCUGCCCACCGCUCCCAAAGCCACCCUCGUUCCGCAGAUGGCACCUCCUGGCCUUCCCCGCCUGAGCUUGCCGCCACAGCUGUGCCUGGAUGUGCCGCUCCUUCCUCAUGCUGAGUGCUUGUCCCUCCCAGAAGGCCCCCUGCCAGUGGGCACUGAUCCCAGGGGAGGGAGGCAUGGGCGAGCCGAGGCCAUGGGCAACCUGACGGGCAGCACGGACUUCUGCCUGGUGCAGUUCUCCGCCUCCCGGGAGCUGCAGUGGCUGCACGGAGCCCUGUUCCUGCUCGUCUACCUGGGCUCGCUCCUGGGCAACCUGCUCAUCGUCCUGCUGGUCAGCCUGGACCGCUGCCUGCACACGCCCAUGUACUUCUUCCUGAAGCACCUGUCCCUGCUGGACGCCGGCCUCGUCUCCGUCACCGUGCCGCGCCUCGUCGCCGGCUCCUUCUCGCACCGCAGCUGCAUCCCGCGGGCCGGCUGCCUGCUGCAGGUGCUGCUGGUCAUCCACUUCGCGGGCUCUGAGCUCUUCCUGCUCACGGCCAUGGCGUAUGACCGCUACGUGGCCGUCUGCCACCCGCUGCACUACGAGGUCGUCAUGGGCAGGGCCCUGUGCGUGCGCUUCGCAGUGGCCUCCUGGGGCCUGGGGGGCCUGUUCGGGAGCCUGUACGCGGGCGGCACCUUCUCCCUGUCUUUCUGCGGCUCCAGGAGGGUCCCCCAGUUCUUCUGUGACGUGCCGGCCCUGCUGAAGAUCUCCUGCUCGACCGACCACAUGGCCAUCAGCGUCAGUGUGGCGGCCGGAGUGCUCUACGGCUUUCUCUGCCUGCUGGCCAUCACCUGCUCAUACGUGUACAUCUUCAGGGCGGUGCUGAGCACGGCUGCCAGUCAGGGCCGCGCCAAGGCCUUCUCCACCUGCCUGCCCCAUCUGGCCGUUGUCUCCACCUUCCUCCUGACUGGAGCCGCCGCCUACCUGAAGCCAGUGCCCGACUCCCCGUCUUUCCUGGACCUGCUCCUCUCCGUGCUGUAUGCCGUGCUGCCGCCCUCCCUGAACCCCCUCAUCUACAGCCUGAGGAACAAGGACAUGAAGGCGGCGCUGAGGAGGCUGCUGUGGAAAUCACAUCUGCGCACCACUGCCAGCCACCUUGGUCGUACGCAGCUCAAUAAAUUCUCCUUCGAGAAGAAAGUGCGGCAGGGGCGGUCAUUUGCCGCAAGCACAGCGUCCCAUAGCCCCACCUCCACCCCGGCAGCCGCCAAGACCGGCCCCUGA